AUGGGCGAUGCAGCCGGAGAGAUCACAUCUUCUCCGAACGUGCCAGACUCCAACGAGUCUUUCCGCACGAGUAGGCCAGAUAUCGUUGGGUCUGACGUUCCAGAUGCCCCGUUUCCAAUUAAAUUGUCAGGCCCCGUGCAGCAUGGAUUUGGUAGAGGGAGCAAAGACCUCGGAUGUCCAACUGCAAAUCUUCCUGACGAUUCCCUCCCACCCAUGAUCGAUGCAGGGACAGGAGUCUAUUACGGCUAUGCCCAGGUUACCCCUUCUGAUGGAUCAUCAUCAUCUUUAUCUGACCAAGAUGUAUGCGUCUUGCCCAUGGUCAUGAGUUUUGGGUGGAAUCCCUUUUACAACAAUAAACGCAAGACUGCGGAAAUUCACAUAAUGCACGAGUUUAAGACCGAUUUUUAUGGAUACGAUAUGAAGGCUCUAGUUUUGGGAUAUAUCCGUCAGGAACUGCGUUACACUUCACGAGAAGCACUUAUAGAAGACAUAGAGUUUGACAAAAGGGUCGCACUCAAGUCAAUGGCAAGGCCUGGUUACGAGAAAUACACGACAGACCCUUUCUUCACGGUUUAG
Suillus fuscotomentosus is the source of this 576-nucleotide messenger RNA. RefSeq names its product riboflavin kinase. Gene Ontology annotation, molecular function: riboflavin kinase activity. NCBI's taxonomy places the organism in Eukaryota, Fungi, Basidiomycota, Agaricomycetes, Boletales, Suillaceae. The transcript has 5 exons. Bases 1 to 576 code for a protein of 191 amino acids. Gene Ontology annotation, biological process: FMN biosynthetic process; riboflavin biosynthetic process. Gene Ontology annotation, cellular component: mitochondrion. The record is from RefSeq and is a predicted model, not a curated record.